AUAGAUUUAAUCAUCUUUGAAUUGUUUCUUUUUACUUCACGUUCCAAGUCGAAUUGAAUAAAAAGUAAGCGGUACUGUUGCACUCGACGCAGUACCUCUUGAUACGUUUUCACGUUAAGAAUCUCGUAUUUACAAUUGAUCGGGAAAUCUGAAUAAGAGAUGGCAUCCUACGCGGAAGAUUUUUACUACGAAUUCGCAAUCAAAUUGACUCAUGAUGCUGCUCACAUACUCAAAGAAGCUAUCAAUGGUGUAAAGAAAAUCGACGAAAAGUUGGGGAAUUGGGAUUUGGUAACGGAAUACGAUCGAAAGAUAGAAGAUUUGAUUAUUGGUCAAUUAAAAACAAAAUUUCCAGAUCACAAAUUUAUAGGAGAAGAAUCGAUUGGAAAAGAACUUCCAGAAUUGACCAACGAUCCUACAUGGAUCAUUGAUCCAAUCGACGGCACUACCAACUUUGUUCAUGCAUUUCCUCAUACAUGCAUUGUAAUCGGUUUGGCGAUUAAAAAAGAAAUGGUGAUCGGUAUUGUUUACAAUCCUAUUCUCGAACAAUUAUUCACAGCGAGAAAAGGUCGUGGCGCAUUUUUAAAUGAUAAACCUAUAAAAGUUUCUAAAGUACAAGAUUUAUCGAAAGCUUUAGUCUGCAUGGAAAGUGGUUUUAUAAAAAUAGAUUAUAUGAGAGAAAAGACUAUAGAAAGAUUACGAACAAUUGUCCAAGAAGUUCAAGGCAUUCGUACACUCGGCGUAGCCGCAUUAUCGUUAUGUUAUAUUGCAAUGGGAAUUGUAGAUGCUUAUUAUAUCGAGGGACCAGGCAUUUCAACCUGGGAUAUCGCCGCAGCAUCAUUGAUCAUUUCAGAAGCGGGUGGUAUCGUUGUCGAUCGUGUAACAGGUGAAAAGAUUGAUAUUAUGAAACCACGUGCAAUUGGAGCAUGUAAUGAAAAAAUUGCGAACAAGAUGGUCAAACUUAUACGUGAAGCUGAUCAAAAAGUAAAAUAAAAAAA
This is a messenger RNA of Apis mellifera (honey bee), 995 nucleotides long. RefSeq names its product inositol monophosphatase 2. The transcript is spliced from 6 exons. The record is from RefSeq and is a predicted model, not a curated record. Gene Ontology annotation, molecular function: inositol monophosphate 1-phosphatase activity. The coding region runs from base 160 to 990 and encodes 276 amino acids. NCBI's taxonomy places the organism in Eukaryota, Metazoa, Arthropoda, Insecta, Hymenoptera, Apidae. Gene Ontology annotation, biological process: inositol metabolic process; signal transduction; phosphatidylinositol phosphate biosynthetic process.